This is a messenger RNA of Talaromyces amestolkiae, 1356 nucleotides long. RefSeq lists its product as uncharacterized. Gene Ontology annotation, cellular component: cytosol. NCBI's taxonomy places the organism in Eukaryota, Fungi, Ascomycota, Eurotiomycetes, Eurotiales, Trichocomaceae. The record is from RefSeq and is a predicted model, not a curated record. Gene Ontology annotation, molecular function: transaminase activity; pyridoxal phosphate binding. The coding region runs from base 1 to 1356 and encodes 451 amino acids. The transcript is spliced from 4 exons.
AUGCCUCCAUCAGCAGUCCUCCAUCGCCAGCUGCACCAAGCACCUACUAUCGCCCUCUCCGGCGAAGGCAGCUACAUCACCCUCGAAGAUGGAAGACGGAUCCUAGAUGCCACCGGUGGUGCUGCCGUAUCUUGUCUCGGCCACAGCAAUGAGCAAGUCAAACAGGCCAUGAUUGAUCAGAUCAAUCAACUCUCGUACUGUCACACUGCUUAUUACUCCACAAAGCCCUUCGAGGAGCUGGCGUCGUUUCUGAUAGAUUCUACCGGUGGGAAGAUGAGUAGAGUAUAUAUCGUCGGAUCUGGUUCCGAAGCAAUGGAAGCAGCAAUGAAACUAUCAAGACAGUUUUACCUCGAAAAAGCCAACCCGGAGCCCCAAAGAACAAAGUUUAUUGCACGCAAGCAGUCCUAUCACGGCAUAACUAUCGGUUCUCUAUCCAUGGGUGGGCAUACAUUCAGACGUGAAUUGUUUGAACCUAUCUUGCUACCCAACAUCUCGCACGUCUCACCUUGUAAUCCUUAUCGAAACCGUAAGGACGGUGAAUCAGAUGAGGACUACGUUGCUAGACUGGCGGACGAAUUGGAUACAGAGUUUCAGCGUCUAGGACCAGAAACUGUGUGCGCUUUCGUUGCUGAGCCGGUUGUUGGUGCGGCAAUGGGCUGCGUUCCCUCGGUACCAGGCUACUUCAAAGCCAUGAAAGCGGUUUGCGAGAAGUACGGUGCUCUCUUAAUUCUUGAUGAAGUAAUGUCCGGAAUGGGCCGGUGCGGAACACUACACGCAUGGGAACAAGAAGAUGUCAUCCCGGAUAUGCAAACCAUUGGCAAAGGGCUAGGCGGUGGAUAUGCUCCUGUUGCGGGAUUGUUGAUAGGCGACAAAGUGAUUAAAACGUUGGAAGAGAGCACGGGUAGUUUUCGGCAUGGUCAUACGUAUCAGGGACAUCCAGUGUCUUGUGCUGCGGCCUUGGCUGUACAGAAGGUCAUCCAGAAGGAAAGAUUGGUUGAGAAUGUGAGGGUGUUGGGUAUGUUUUUUGAAGAAACGCUGCGAAAACAGCUCGCGGAUCACCCUCAUGUGGGCGAUAUUCGAGGAAAGGGAUUAUUCUGGGGUAUUGAACUCGUCCGUGACAAAAAAACGAAAGAACCAUUCGAUCCACAAUUACAACUCGCAUUUCGGAUUCAGGAAAGGGGACUCGAGGCAAAACACAGUAUUUCGCUAUAUUGUGGUCAGGGUACAGCUGAUGGGAUUGGGGGCGAUCACAUUUUGCUUGCGCCGCCCUACAACACGACACAAGAAGAGAUUUUGCGUGUUGUAGAACUUGUUCAGGCUGUACUUGAGGAUGUUUUUAGUGAGUUGGAUGCUUGA